Molecule: messenger RNA, 1376 nt
Organism: Tilletiaria anomala UBC 951
Lineage: Eukaryota; Fungi; Basidiomycota; Exobasidiomycetes; Georgefischeriales; Tilletiariaceae
Product: WD40 repeat-like protein
Exons: 4
Coding region: 94-1005 (303 amino acids)
Cellular component (GO): Set1C/COMPASS complex
Molecular function (GO): chromatin binding; protein binding
Source: RefSeq, a predicted model, not a curated record
CAGAUGUUCCUUUUCCGCAGGCUAAACGCUGAACCGUUGCUGUCCCCCGGGACCCAAGCAGCAAGCGUGCGACACGGUCCUUCAUAGCAUGUCAUGUCGAGAAACAGGACUUCUGGCCGGGGGGAGCCAUCGUCCAAGCCGGAAUCGAUCACAUUGACGUCAGAGGUCGUCGGCAAGUUCAGGCCGUUCAAAUCAUUCCGUGCGCGAGACAAGACGCAGGCUGCCGUUCAAAGAUCCACGGACUCUGCCCUGCUUAUCACAAAUGCAAGUUUCAGCGAUGACGGCUCCACUGUCGUUACCAGCAGCCAAGAUGACCGGCUGCACUUGUACGAUUGUGCAAAAGGCCUUCUCAAGCAGUCGGUACCAGUCCAAAAGUAUGGCGUAGGCCUCGUUCGAAACACGCAUACAAGGCUCCGGGUCCUUCAUACAAGCACCAAGACGCUCAAUCGAGCUCAGCACCUCGAUCUUUGCAAGCAAAAGUACAUCACAUUUUUCCAAGGGCACGAAGGCAGGGUGACCAGCAUGGAGAUGGCUCCAGACAAAGACCUCUUUGCGACCGCCGCAGAGAAUGACACGGUGCGGCUAUGGGAUCUGAAGGCAGAAGGAGCCGUGGCUUCGGUAAAAGUCCAAGGUCAUCCCCUGGUCGCUUGGGACCCCAUGGGUGUUGUACUGGUCAUUGCUUUCCCCGAGGUCGGCAGCAUUUGCCUCUACGACGUCAAGAAGCUUCAGAACAAGCCUUUCCAGAAUAUCAAAGUCUUUCCCGACAAAGCUGGAGGCGCCACGCCGAGGAUCACCUCGAUUCAAUUUUGUAACCACGGCGAAUACAUGCUCGUCGGCACUGCAGGGAACGUUCACUACGUGUACGAUUCCUUUGGCGGUAAGCGUCUCUUUCGACUGAUAGGUCAUUCGAGCCUUUCCGCAGAACUGGUGGGCUCGUCCGCUGAAUUGCUGGGCCGCGAGCUCGCAUGGACACCCGACGCCAAGUUCGUCUUAGCAGGUGCGUAGCAUGGAUUUGCCAUCUGCACAUUGGCAUGCGGUAUGUGGUAACGCCUCCCUGCCUUUUACUUCCCUUACAGGCUCAGCUGACAGUCGCAUCGCCGCAUGGGAGAUCCCGGAAGUCAAGGCGAUCGAUUUUGUCGAGCCGCGAACCCUGGAGCCUAUCACGAUGCUGCAAGGGCUCAAAGGUUCUCUGCCCUCAGUCGUCGCUUUUAAUCCGAGAACGGCGUGCUUUCUCACAGGAGGUACUGAAACCGCGUUGUGGCUGCCAGACUUGACAAAUCGAGAAGAUGAAGGAUGGAAAAGGUGAAUUGAAGAGAAAAAUGAACUGCUCUAUAUGACAGUACCAUGGCAAGCCCCUUGUAAUGCAUCGAUGUUGU